CGCUCUCGAGCUGCCGGCCCCGCCACCUGGGCCCCGGGCCCGGCCCCUUCCGCGCCGCCCGGGCGAUGAGAAGCUGCUUCUGCGUGAGACGGAGCCGGGACCCGCCACCGCCGCCGCCGCCGCCGCCGCCCCAGCGGGGAACAGAGGAAGCCACCAUGCCUGAAGUCAAAGACCUUUCGGAAGCCUUGCCAGAGACGUCAAUGGAUCCCAUCACAGGAGUCGGGGUGGUGGCUUCUCGGAACCGAGCCCCGACAGGCUACGACGUGGUCUCGCAGACAGCAGAUGGUGUGGACGCUGACCUCUGGAAAGACGGCUUAUUUAAAUCCAAGGUUACCCGAUACCUGUGCUUCACAAGAUCCUUUUCCAAAGAAAAUAGCCAUUUAGGGAAUGUGUUAGUGGACAUGAAGCUCAUCGACAUCAAGGACACUCUGCCUGUCGGCUUCAUCCCGAUUCAGGAGACGGUGGACACACAGGAAGUGGCUUUUAGGAAGAAGAGGCUGUGCAUUAAAUUUAUCCCACGGGAUUCAACCGAAGCGGCCAUUUGUGACAUUCGGAUCAUGGGCCGGACCAAGCAGGCCCCGCCUCAGUACACGUUCAUUGGGGAACUGAACAGCAUGGGAAUCUGGUACCGAAUGGGCCGAGUACCACGAAGUCAUGAUGCGUCUCAGCCCACAACGCCUUCCCCGUCAUCCGCUGCUUCCACCCCAGCCCCCAACCUUCCCAGGCACAUCUCUCUCACGCUCCCCGCUACCUUCCGAGGCAGGAACAGCACUCGGGCUGACUAUGAAUACCAGCACUCCAAUCUCUAUGCCAUCUCAGCCAUGGAUGGUGUGCCUUUUAUGAUUUCAGAGAAGUUUUCUUGUGUUCCAGAAAGUAUGCAGCCCUUUGAUCUCCUGGGAAUCACCAUCAAAUCUCUGGCAGAAAUUGAAAAAGAGUAUGAGUACAGCUUCCGCACGGAGCAGAGUGCCGCCGCCAGGCUCCCGCCCAGCCCCACCCGAUGCCAGCAGAUCCCCCAGUCCUGAGGGAGACAACACAGCGCCCGGACUACUGAGCGCCCCUCGCCUGGCCCCUCCCGCCGCCCAUCCACACUGCCCUGCUCGGCGCUCCUGGGAGACUGGGCAGCUGAGCUGUUGCCGCCUCGGUCAUCGGUCAUCGGCUUGCCCGACGUGACGCCGCCCCCCACCCCGGGGAUGCGCCUCCUUAAUCUCCACUAACCUGUGUGUGUGUAGUGACCAGCGGCCCCUCCCGCAUCUGUGUGAUGACCAGUAGUCCUCCGACCACCCCUCCCCUCCCCGGGAGCCAUCUGAGGGCCCUGGACAGUCGUCUGGCCGCCCGGUGAUGCCACCGGCUCCCUGCUCUCCUGACUCUGCCACCACGAAGCUACUGCCUCCUCCCAGAAGACCCUGAGGGGCUGGUGGCCGGGCACAGGGCACCCGCCUCCCCCCAGCACUGAUGGAUCGCCCCCUGGAACAGGUCUCUCACACCAGGGGCAUCGAGUGCCCAAGAACUUCACGGGGACCCUAAGGAAACACGGAGCACGCGGCCGGUGCUGCCCGAGUGGACCUGGGCCCAGCUCGCUGCCCACCGUGGAUAACCCCUGACUCACCCCUCAGCUCACACACUGGACGCCCUGAGGACGGGGGCCAGCCAUCCCCAAGCCACUGGCCCAGAGAGGCCUUGCCUCCCGGGCGAGGCGGCCGAGUGGCUGGGUGCUUGCGAUGGACGUGAACUUUGCCGCCAGGUCCCUGUGCUCAGCCUCCUCACCGUCAUCCCCACAAAGGGCUCAUCUCUGCAGUGCUCACGUGCCAACAACAGCUCCAACUGCCCGGCCCUGCGCCCCGACCAUCAUCACGUGGGUAAAGAGGCUCUGUGAGCCAGUGCCCAAGGACAUGGACACGCCGUCGCCAGACUGAAGCCAGAACUGACCUUUCUGCCACGAGUGCCAGUGACCGUGCUAUCACUCCCCACAGUGCUGGCCGCCCAGCCCAGCUCCCCACCUGGGCACCGGGGCCGCUGUCGGGGCCGCUGUCCUCCCUGGAGGCCCGGGCCUCCCCCGGUGACUGCCUUGUCUGGCCGUGGGACUCUGUCCUAAAUUCUCAAAACCUGGUAUCUCACACCUUGGAGGUGGGGGGCGGGGGUCACCAGAUAGUUGGAGCACUGGACGUGAUCUUUGACACGUGUCUGGCGUAAGAAAGCAGCCCAGGAGAGGCCCUGCCCAGCUGGGGACAGUGCCUCUGCUCCCUGCAGUUCUCCAGAGACACCGGGGUGGCUGGGUUGCAGUCAGGAGGGGCAGCCUCUGGCUGAGACACGGGGCCAGGGCAAGACAUACCUCACUCAGCCGGCCUCAGCUCCACUAUCUCCAGACCCUCCGCCUUUCCCCGCGGCUGCCCCUUGAUCUUUUCAUUCCGAUACCUCUCCUCUCUGUCCCCGAGACCUGAGGACGUCCUGGCGGGGCCGGCCUUCCUUGGAACCCUCCAGGGCCCAGGAGGCACAGGUGGAAAUUCAUCGGGCAGACCUUUGGGAUGGGUGCUCGCCCAGGAUCGAGCCGAUGGCCUGGCCUCAGAUGUACCCACUGAAGUGAGCUGAUUGUUCCUGGGAGUCAGGGGGGGUGGGGGGAGCCCCGAGGGGCCCAGAGAACCUGUGUCUGCUGCUUCGUCUGCUGCUGCUGCCAGGAUGGUGGAGCUGGUCCAAAACCAAGAGUGGGAGUGACCCCUCUGCUCACCUCUGUCUGGCCACGUUGGCUCCAUCCUUCUGUCUCUCCUCACACCCCGGCCGUGGGGUCGUCCCGCCAGGUAACACCCGCGGCCUUCCUCCGCUGAGAAGCAAGCGUUUCGGCUCCAUGGGCCUGAGGAGGUCCAGAGACAGUCACAUGAGAUUCCCUGUCAGGGAGCAAGAGGGCCAUGGUGGGGUCCCCCCCAACCCCUCACCAGCCAUGCCCCCACCAGCCCCCAGCCACCCCUGGGCCAGGCAGAGUGAGGCAGGCCCAGGGCCGCCAGGAGAGGGCAGACCUGUGUGGGCUCGGCCAGCUGGCCAGGCCUCCCCCAGCGGGCAGCCUCAGCGCAGGGUCUAACGAGUGACGGUGGACGGCGCCGUGACGGCAGCUGAAGAGAACGCAGCGACAGUGUUGGAGAAGCCGGCGUCCCCGGCGGCUCCUGACCUCUUGCCUCUCUCCUUCUGAGGCGGGGUGCCCGCCUGCCCCGCGCGGAGGUGAAGCUCGCUCCCCGGGAACCGAGCCCCCUCUUCCCCCUUCCUUUCUGGGACGGUGCUUUUCUCCGCGAACCCUCUGGCCACGAGGGGCGGGGAGGCAGGGCUUCUCUCAGAAACACGAAGGGCAGUGGCCUCCACCCUUCCUGGAAGGACUCCCCAGAGCACAGCAUCCCCCACUGCCUCCUCCUCCGUCCCCCCAAAAUUCUAAGCCUGUCUCCACAGGCCUUGGAAACGGCACAACGGCGGUAAGGAGCAAGCAGCCGGCCCCAGGUUCACUUGUAAAUUUAUAACAAGGUUUAUCCACCACCCCCAAGUCCAGAAACUGACUCUGGCCAUGACCUCCCCUCAGAGGGAUGGUCAGGACGGCGGGAGGCGAGGACCAACACGUCUGAAGCACCUACUCCUUGCCGGGCAGGCGGCCGGCACUUGAAGCACAUUUUCUUCUGUCGCUCCCACCAACCCCCCCCCAAAAAAAACACACCAAUACCCCGAAGCGGAUGCCAGUUUCAGAUGAAGAUGCUGAGACGUGUCCACAGGCACAGAGCCGGCGAGCGGCAGAGGCGGCCCAGGCCCCACUCUGUCCCGUCACGAGCACCUGCCUCUGGGCCAGUAACGGGCCUGCGGGUGUGACGGUGUCUCACCGAGCCCGGGGCGAGGCCGGGUCCAGCCCCCAGGGCUGCGGGCUGCCCCUCACUGUCCACAGGGAUCCCAGCCCGCAGCUCCCUGGAGCCGGCCGGCGGGCCUGAAGGUGAGCGUAAAAACCGAGCUCACCUCCCCGGGGCCUGGAGGGGCCGGGCGCCCAUUCCCACCGCAGCUGCCCGCCCCCCACGGGGCGGCUGGCCAUCCUCACCUGUUGGACCCUGCCAGCCAGGCCUGUCACCACCAGGAACCGGGCCCCAGGCGGGCGGCUGGCUGCGCUAGGUUAGGAACAACGUUGUACUGCGUGUAUUUAUUUGAGGUGACUCUAGUACUUGGCAAAGGGAAGUUUCACUGUGUGAUUGUCUUCUUAAUAUAAUUUGUUAAAUAAACGUUUGUUUUAACCUUUU
Dama dama (fallow deer) is the source of this 4253-nucleotide messenger RNA. It is a transcript of the gene MVB12B, whose product is annotated as multivesicular body subunit 12B. Bases 66 to 1022 code for a protein of 318 amino acids. Gene Ontology annotation, biological process: regulation of epidermal growth factor receptor signaling pathway; viral budding; virus maturation. The transcript has 10 exons. Gene Ontology annotation, cellular component: ESCRT I complex; late endosome. NCBI's taxonomy places the organism in Eukaryota, Metazoa, Chordata, Mammalia, Artiodactyla, Cervidae. The record is from RefSeq and is a predicted model, not a curated record.